Molecule: messenger RNA, 1188 nt
Organism: Plasmodium inui San Antonio 1
Lineage: Eukaryota; Apicomplexa; Aconoidasida; Haemosporida; Plasmodiidae
Exons: 7
Coding region: 1-1188 (395 amino acids)
Source: RefSeq, a predicted model, not a curated record
AUGAAGACGUUGUCUUCCACGAUGUACCAUAAUCCUGCUAAUAAUUUGUCCUUGGCGGGAUCAGGCCAUGCAGUUAUAGAAACCACCCAUAACAGUAUUAGCACUGUGCGCAUCAGGAAUAUUAGGUUAUUAUUGACACAUGUUCAGAAACACUUCAAAUUAGUAUCUGUUUCAAGAUCUGCUCUAGGAAGGGAUUAUACAUAUAUCCUGAAAAAUAAAGGCAAUAUUAACAGUUCCUGUAAAGAAUUUUUGUUAGAGGAUUUUCAGAAACGAAGUCUCAGACUGAAUGGGCAUAUUUUAGGUAGGCGCUGGCCGGCGCAUACUAUACAAGAACUCACAGAUAAUGAAGCAAUAAUGUAUGAAAGCUCAAAAGGAGGAUUAUCAGGGGAUCUGAAGCCGCGUAAUUCUUUUGUACACCACAUACGAAGGGUACAAAUCGUUAUGAUUAGACAUAAUAUGGAGAUUCUACAACGGAUUCUUCAAAGGAUUAGAUACAUAGAACAGACGGUUCUAGCUAAGAAAAUCCGCAUUAUCAUAGAAUAUCAUAGAGAAUUAAGUGUGGCUUCCCAAGAAACUUUAUCAAUGAGAAAUAGGACAUUAGGCACCGAAGUAAGACGUCAAGCAAAAUGUCCCCUAAACCUCAAAGGGGAAUUGCGGAAGAUCCAUACUGUACUUCAACAACUGAAAAGAACAAUCUUAGUAAGUCUCGCAAUACUAAAAAUCAAGAAUCUUCAGGAGGCAUUAAGGGGAAUCCGUACUAUAAUCCUCAAGCAGUACCACGCCGUCAUCAAUUCGGCAUACAAUUUCCUAAGGAGGAGUAAACACCAUCCGCAUAUUAGGAGCAGUGAAUAUCUCUAUGUGCUUCUGAGAGUAUCCGAAUAUGGACAAAAAUUCGACGUAACUGAUUAUUAUUGGAUGUUAUGUUCUAAUGAUAGCGGGGCGCCUCCAUGGCUGAAGGAGGAUCGUGACUCCCAAAACCCCUUUUUGACAGAAGGAGACGGAGGAGCUCUCAGAAAUAAAACAGGAGAGCUAUUUCUGAAUAAGGAGCUCCAAAUUCCUUGUAUCAGGAAAAUAUUGAAGAAUGACAACUCCUUCAUUGAGGAUCCUACCUAUACCAUCAAGGUGUAUUUUUAUUUGAUCAACUCAAUUCUCUUGCGCCCCCGGAAUAAUUCUGUCCGGAAAAUAUAA